AUGGAGAGUGAAGGAGCCAACCUUCUGCAAAGCCCCAACAUGGCCGAGUACGGGACCCUCCUCCAGGACCUGACCAACAACAUCACCCUGGAGGACCUGGAGCAGCUCAAGUCAGCCUGCAAGGAGGACAUCCCCAGUGAGAAGAGUGAGGAGAUCACCUCGGGCAGCGCCUGGUUUAGCUUCCUGGAGAGCCACAACAAGCUGGACAAAGACAACCUCUCCUACAUUGAGCACAUCUUUGAGAUCUCUCGCCGCCCUGACCUGCUCACCAUGGUGGUGGACUACAGAACCCGUGUUCUGAAGAUCUCCGAGGAGGAUGAGCUGGACACCAAGCUGACCCGUAUCCCCAGCGCCAAGAAGUACAAAGACAUCAUCCGGCAGCCCUCUGAGGAAGAGAUCAUCAAACUGGCUCCUCCACCGAAGAAAGCCUGA
Pipistrellus nathusii (Nathusius's pipistrelle) is the source of this 432-nucleotide messenger RNA. Lineage: Eukaryota; Metazoa; Chordata; Mammalia; Chiroptera; Vespertilionidae. The record is from the annotation of a GenBank genome assembly.